Aspergillus aculeatus ATCC 16872 is the source of this 579-nucleotide messenger RNA. Its product is annotated as 3-hydroxyanthranilate 3,4-dioxygenase. Gene Ontology annotation, biological process: 'de novo' NAD+ biosynthetic process from L-tryptophan; quinolinate metabolic process. Lineage: Eukaryota; Fungi; Ascomycota; Eurotiomycetes; Eurotiales; Aspergillaceae. Gene Ontology annotation, cellular component: cytoplasm. The coding region runs from base 1 to 579 and encodes 192 amino acids. The transcript is spliced from 2 exons. Gene Ontology annotation, molecular function: iron ion binding; 3-hydroxyanthranilate 3,4-dioxygenase activity. The record is from RefSeq and is a predicted model, not a curated record.
AUGUUACCACCGGCCUUGAACAUCCCCAGAUGGCUGGAAGCCAACUCGCACCUCCUGCAACCCCCGGUAAAUAACUACUGCGUGUACCACCCGUCCUCGCCGGAGACGGCGGGCUAUACGGUGAUGAUCGUGGGGGGGCCCAACGCGCGCACGGACUACCACUGCAACACGACGCCGGAGUUCUUCUACCAGUACCGGGGGUCGAUGCUGCUGAAGACGGUGGACACCUCGGUCACGCCGCCGGUAUUCCAGGACAUCCCGAUCCACGAGGGGUCGAUCUUCCUGCUGCCGGCCAACACGCCGCACUGCCCCGUGCGGUUCCAGGACACGGUCGGCGUGGUGAUGGAGCAGCCGCGCGCCAAGGACGCCGUCGACAGCAUGCGCUGGUACUGCCGCGGUUGCGGGGAGAUCGUCUGGGAGAAGCGGUUCAUCUGCACGGACCUGGGCACGCAGGUGAAGGAGGUGGUCAACGAGUUUGGGGCCGACGAGGAGAAGCGGACCUGCAAGGCCUGUGGGACCGUCGCGCAGACCAAGUUCGCCGAGGGCGAGAUCGUACAGCCGCCUCGGCACCCUGAGUAG